Messenger RNA from Xiphophorus couchianus (Monterrey platyfish), 1583 nucleotides. RefSeq names its product zinc finger protein 32-like. Gene Ontology annotation, molecular function: RNA polymerase II cis-regulatory region sequence-specific DNA binding; DNA-binding transcription factor activity, RNA polymerase II-specific. The coding region runs from base 29 to 1261 and encodes 410 amino acids. Lineage: Eukaryota; Metazoa; Chordata; Actinopteri; Cyprinodontiformes; Poeciliidae. The transcript has 2 exons. Gene Ontology annotation, biological process: regulation of transcription by RNA polymerase II. The record is from RefSeq and is a predicted model, not a curated record.
UCCCAUUCCAGCUAAUAUUUCAGCAACCAUGUCUUCAGCUCAGCAUCUCAGAGAUUUUAUCAGAGAGAGACUAACUGCUGCUGCUCAAGAAAUCUUCACCGAGGUUGAAAAAACCAUCAUUUGCUACGAGGAAGAGCUCGAUGCUCAGCGCAGGAUGAUGGGGAUCAACUGGAAACCAGAAAUUAAGCUACACAGAGUCGGUUCGGAGCUGCAGAGACAAAGUUCUGACCUCCAACAGCCAAGUGUCUCCAAUGAGGAAGAAGCUUCUGCCAUCCAACAAGUCUGUAGCCUGGCAAGUAGGUCCAGUCAGGAUCAGAAAGAAGCAGAACAUCAGUGGACUGAAGAGGUACAGAUGGAACCAGAACCAAAAUUGAUUAAAGAAGAGGAGGAACCAGAACCUGCACUGCUCAAACAUGAGCAAAUAGAAUAUCCACUAACAAAUGUAAAAAAAGAGGAGCUAGAUUCUUCAGUGUUUCAACAUGAACAGCAGCCACCAGAACAUUUACUAACUGGACAGGACCAGAAGAACCUCAGCAGCAAUCAGGAGGGAGAGCAGCUUGUCCAGAAGCAGUUUGCUGCUUUGAUUGAGACUUCUACUCUGCAGGAAGAUGAUAUGAAUGAAGAAGAGCGAAGAACAGAGCUGCUUUCCCUUCAUAUCUCUCCACUGGUUGAGAGCAAAGAUCAGGAAGGAAGCAGCUCCUCUGUGUCAGAGAGUCAGUCUGGUACCAGUACAAAGAAAAGAUCUUUCAAAUGUGACAUUUGUGGGAGAUGUUACACACGACAGUGGUACUUGAAAAACCAUUACAGAACCCACACUGGUGAGAGACUUUUUCUAUGUGAAACAUGUGGAAAGAGUUUCUCACAACUUAGUGAUUUAAAAGUCCACAAUAAAAUUCAUACAGGUGAGAGACCUUUUCCAUGCGAAUCAUGCAGAAAAACUUUCAAACGAAUUGGUGAUUUGAGAGUCCACAAGAGAAUUCAUACAGGUGAGAGGCCUUUUUCAUGCAAAUCAUGCGGAAAGUGUUUUUCUCAAAUUGGUCAUUUAAUUGCCCACAAGAAAACUCAUAUAGGUGAGAAGCCUUUUUCAUGCGAAUUUUGCAGAAAACGCUUCUCAGAAAAUGGUAGUUUAAAUGACCACAAGAACAUUCAUACAGGUGAGAGACCUUUUUCAUGCGAAUUAUGUGGAAAAAGUUUCUAUCGAGUUAGUAGUUUAAAUGCCCACAAGAAAAUUCAUACAGGUGAGAGACCUUUUCCAUCAUGACAAUCCUGUGGAAAAAGCUUCUCUCGAAGGAAUAAUUUGAGGAUUCAAAUGAAAACUCUUACAGGUCAAAGGCUGUUUUGAAGCCAAACUUGUGGAAAGGUUUUCCCUGAAAUUGAUCAUUUAGAUAAACUCAGGAGAACCCAAAUGGGUCAGAUGUGUUUUUCCACAUGAAAUAUGGGGUGAAAAAUGUCUUUCAUUAUGGUAAACUGAAUUUCCACAUGAAACAAAUAUAUAACAAGUACAUAAGAAUGGUGGAGCUGGAAUUGCCUAGUCCAGAACUCUCCAACCCAGUUGCUCAACAUUAAAUGUCCUGCAGGUUUUA